AUGCCCUGGAGCAAACCCGGCCCCGAGCCCCCCCUGCCUCGUCCUGCUGGGGGCCUGGCUGCUGGGGAGCACCCAGUGCCGCCACCCCCAGCCCAGCCCCAGCCUCGCCUCGAGGACGCUCCCCCUUUCCCCAGGAGGUCCGACGGUGCCUCGCCGAGCAGUAAGAGCACGCCAAGCCCCACUAAGCCCUUCGCACCCAACCCGCCCCCACACCGGAGGAUGCUCGUCGAUCCCAACAGCGGGAAAUGCUACUACAUGGAGCCACCACGGCAGCCCCAGCUGAAGACACUCUAUGACCCUGAGACUGGGCAGUACCUGGAGGUCCUCAUCCCACCAGUGGCAUCACACGCCGGGCUCUACCAGGCUCCUUUCAACCCCCUGCUCAUGGCCCCGGGGGUCUAUGGCCCACCCUACGUGCCCUACAGCGGCUUCCCAGCAGCGGGAAAUGCUACUACAUGGAGCCACCACGGCAGCCCCAGCUGA
Molecule: messenger RNA, 483 nt
Organism: Tauraco erythrolophus (red-crested turaco)
Lineage: Eukaryota; Metazoa; Chordata; Aves; Musophagiformes; Musophagidae
Source: RefSeq, a predicted model, not a curated record